AAGUGCUAAAACCCCAUUUUUGUUCACAGCCAGUCUCGCCUUUGUCACCCAAAAGUCUCACACGCCACCCUGCCCACCACGCCAACAACAGCAACUGCGCGUCCUUCUCUGCACAAACUCAAUUUUCUAGUUCUCAGGUGUUGGUGGUCAUGAUUACAAGCUUCAAAGCAACCACUGCAAAGCCCUUUGCAGCUUCACCAACACGAAGGCUGACUUCUCCGAAACCCGACGCCAGCCAGCGCAGUGUCUGCACCGUUUCAUCCGCUCCUCUCUUUUCAAAGCUAUCCCUCCAUGAAAAAACAAGUGUAUCUGCUAAGAUGUCGACGAAGAAUGGUGUUGGUCUUACAUAUAAGGAUGCUGGUGUUGACAUAGACGCUGGCUCCGAACUCGUUCGCAGAAUCGCCAAAAUGGCUCCUGGUAUUGGAGGCUUUGGUGGUCUUUUUCCUCUCGGUGAUUCAUUCUUGGUUGCGGGUACAGAUGGUGUGGGGACUAAGCUUAAGCUUGCGUUUGAGACUGGAAUCCAUGAUACCAUUGGGAUUGAUCUGGUUGCAAUGAGUGUUAAUGAUAUUGUUACUUCUGGUGCGAAACCGCUGUUUUUUCUUGAUUACUUUGCCACAAGUCGACUUGACGUUGAUCUUGCUGAGAAGGUUAUAAAAGGCAUUGUUGAUGGUUGCCAACAAUCAGACUGUGUUCUUUUAGGUGGAGAGACAGCAGAGAUGCCGGAUUUCUAUGCAGAAGGUGAGUAUGAUCUCAGUGGUUUUGCGGUUGGCAUUGUAAAGAAGGAUUCAGUUAUAGACGGUAAGAACAUUGUGGCCGGAGACGUCCUCAUCGGAUUGCCUUCUAGUGGAGUCCACUCCAAUGGCUUCUCUCUCGUAAGAAGGGUUCUGGCCCAUAGUGGACUAUCUUUGAAAGACAGACUUCCUGGUGAGGCCAUAACACUAGGUGAAGCUCUGAUUGCACCAACUGUGAUAUACGUUAAGCAGGUAGUUGAUUUGAUUAGCAAAGGAGGCGUAAAGGGGAUUGCUCACAUCACAGGGGGCGGCUUCACUGACAACAUACCUCGGGUGUUUCCUAAAGGCCUUGGAGCUGUUAUUUACAAGGAUUCCUGGGAUGUUCCUACUGUUUUUAAAUGGAUCCAAGAGGCAGGAAGAGUAGAAGAAGCUGAGAUGAGGCGGACUUUCAACAUGGGUAUUGGGAUGGUUUUGGUUGUGAGUGCAGAGGCGUCACAGAGAAUACUUGAGUUUGCAAAUGAAGCACACAAGGCAUACCGCAUAGGCGAAGUGGUGAGUGGCGAAGGAGUGAGUUAUCGUUCAUAGGCUCGUUCUCUGGUUGCUAACUUCACCUCGCUUGCAGGGGAGUUGUCUCGGUAUCCCAGGAGCUUCUUUUGGGCUCUUCUUAGUCUUAUGCUUUGUUUGUGUGCGUGUGUUUGUGGGUAAUCCCAUCAUGAAUAAAGGAUACCAUCCAAAUUCCCAUAAAAAACAAUAUAUGUAGCUUCAUCCCAUGCACCUGUGGGAGAAACUAAAAUUGGAAGCAUAAGUUAAUCACAAUGCAAUAAAAUUUCAGCUUUUGUUUA
Molecule: messenger RNA, 1573 nt
Organism: Morus notabilis
Lineage: Eukaryota; Viridiplantae; Streptophyta; Magnoliopsida; Rosales; Moraceae
Product: phosphoribosylformylglycinamidine cyclo-ligase, chloroplastic/mitochondrial-like
Exons: 9
Coding region: 150-1316 (388 amino acids)
Biological process (GO): 'de novo' IMP biosynthetic process; adenine biosynthetic process
Cellular component (GO): cytosol
Molecular function (GO): phosphoribosylamine-glycine ligase activity; phosphoribosylformylglycinamidine cyclo-ligase activity
Source: RefSeq, a predicted model, not a curated record